Molecule: messenger RNA, 1020 nt
Organism: Penicillium bovifimosum
Lineage: Eukaryota; Fungi; Ascomycota; Eurotiomycetes; Eurotiales; Aspergillaceae
Product: FAD-binding oxidoreductase
Exons: 1
Coding region: 1-1020 (339 amino acids)
Molecular function (GO): oxidoreductase activity; flavin adenine dinucleotide binding
Source: RefSeq, a predicted model, not a curated record
AUGUCACACGGUAUUUGUCCGACUAUUCGGACAGGUGGCCACCUGACCAUAGGCGGAUUGGGUCCGACAGCGCGUCAGUGGGGUCUGGCGCUCGACCAUGUCGAGGAAGUCGAGGUUGUGUUGGCGAACUCGAGUAUUGUGCGGGCAUCGGAUACUCAGAACCAGGAUAUUUUCUUCGCUAUCAAAGGUGCUGCUGCUAGCUUCGGGAUCGUCACGGAGUUCAAAGUGCGCACGGAGGAGGCACCCGGGCUCGCUGUUCAGUAUUCGUUCACGUUCAACCUGGGAACUCCCCAUGAGAAGGCGAAGCUCGUCAAAGAUUGGCAGGCGUUCAUAGCCCAGGAGAACCUCACCUGGCAGUUUUACUCCAAUUUGAUCAUCUUCGACGGCCAGAUUAUCCUUGAGGGUAUUUUCUUCGGCUCGAAAGAGCAGUACGACGCGCUCGAGCUUGAGAAGAAAUUCCCCACAAGCGAGCCCGGUACCGUGCUAGUCUUGACGGACUGGCUGGGUAUGAUUGGUCAUGGACUAGAAGAUACCAUUCUGAGACUGGUCGGAGACUCGCCGACCUGGUUCUAUGCCAAAUCCCUCGGAUUCACCCCGGACACGCUCGUUCCUGAUUCCGCUAUCGAGGAAUUCUUUGAUUACAUCCACAAGACCAACGCCGGCACUUUGGCCUGGUUUGUCACGCUCAGUCUGGAGGGUGGAGCCAUCAACGCCGUGCCUGAGGAUGCCACGGCCUAUGGUCACCGCGAUGUGCUUUUCUGGGUCCACCUCUUCGUAGCCAACCCGCUUGGACCGAUAUCCCAGACCACAUAUAAAUUCACCGAUGGUCUUUAUGAUAUUCUAGCUCAGGCUGUGCCAGAAAGCGCGGAACGCGCAUAUCUCGGUUGCCCAGAUCCUAGGAUGCCCGAUGCCCAGCAUGCAUACUGGCGUAGCAAUCUUCCAAGAUUGGAAGAGCUGAAGGAGGAAUUAGAUCCCAAGGACAUAUUCCAUAAUCCGCAAGGUAUUCAGGUUGCCUCCUGA